Messenger RNA from Penicillium manginii, 822 nucleotides. RefSeq names its product Hydrolase CocE/NonD family. NCBI's taxonomy places the organism in Eukaryota, Fungi, Ascomycota, Eurotiomycetes, Eurotiales, Aspergillaceae. The annotation marks the transcript as partial. Gene Ontology annotation, molecular function: dipeptidyl-peptidase activity. The record is from RefSeq and is a predicted model, not a curated record. The transcript has 3 exons.
UCAGAGCGGAAGUAUCAUCGGUUUAUCACCGGUCGCCACGAUCUACCAUUUUACUACAAAGAGGAGGUUGAGAUACAAAGGAGUUUCCUUGAUGCUUUCCUGAAGGGUGAAGAUCGCGAUGGAUGGAGUACUGUCGAAGCCCCCAAGAAAGGUAACGUGGGACACAACAACCCUGAAGCUGAGCGAUGCUUCGGCCGCCGUGAGGAGAAGGAGUGGCCAAUAGCCCGCACACAAUACACCAGGUUUUUUCUUUCUCCCAACUUGGAACUCAAGGAUUCCUCGCUAGCGCCACGAACCAGCUUGGUUGAGCUUGGAUACCGCGCUCGAGGCACUCUAGAUUGCCCGUCUUUUCUUCAAUUCGCAACUCAGCCAUUCUUGCAAGAGACAGAGAUCACCGGACAUAUCACUGCACACCUGAAUGUGUCAGUCACACCUGAUAAGGGUGUUCCUUUGCCGUCAGAUAUCGACCUUUUCGUCACAAUUCACUAUAUCUCUCCGUCUGGCAAAGAAGUCCACUACACUGGUACUGCUGGUGAUCCUGUACCUCUUACCAUGGUAAAAGGCUGGCUCCGAGUGAGCUUGCGUAAGGUGAAUACCCAGCACUUGCGGCACCGCGAGUAUCUACCAUACUGUGAUUACUUUGAAUCCGAUCUGAUGCCUGUCAUCCCUGGGGAAGUCUAUCCGGUUGACAUUGAGAUCUGGUCUACCAAUGUUGUGGUUGAAAAGGGCGGGAAGUCGGCUGAGAAAUUACAAGGCACUAACCAUAUCCACUUCGGUUCAGCCUACGACAAUUACGUGGUCCUUCCUGUGAUCCCCAACUAG